Messenger RNA from Theobroma cacao (cacao), 741 nucleotides. RefSeq lists its product as uncharacterized. Lineage: Eukaryota; Viridiplantae; Streptophyta; Magnoliopsida; Malvales; Malvaceae. The record is from RefSeq and is a predicted model, not a curated record.
UCCUCCAAACUUAGCACCUGCAAUUCAAACCCCAGAGAUAAAAACCUUUAGUUAUGCCACCCACGACCUCCCCAUGAUUGCAUACAGCCAUACAUGUCCUUAUCAAAGUUCCCACUUUCUUCCCAACUCUAGCCCUCUUAAAAAUGUUGUCUCCUUCUCAGUACUCUCACCAAUUCCAAGCUUGUUAUAAUUACCAUUUUCUUCUUGUUCUCUUUUGAGGUUAUUUUGUUCUGCGUUUUGUUUUCUCAAUGUCAAGCUCCGAAGUCUUUUUAUCUUCACCUUCUUUGCCUGAGCGAUCUCCUGUUAAGGUUCAACUGGUUUCUAAAUCUGUAUCCGACCGACUACUCGAGAAGUUUUUUGAUGUAUCUCAAUACAACUUUGAUUAUGAGAAGAGUGGACUUUGGUCUCCCCCGGUUCGAAGAAGUGCCUUUUUAAGCUCACCUGGUAGAAUAUUCACUGAACAAGAAAUGCUUGAGAGGCUCAAAAGUGUAAUGGACAGACGUCGUAGUAGAAGAUACAAUAUUUGUUUCAGCGCAUUUUGCUGCUCUUGAAGGAUUUACGGUAGACCUUCUUUCAAUAAUGGGUACUGUCACCCGUGCAGUUUAACAACAAAAGCAGAAACAGAGAAAAGAAAGAAACAAGAGAAACCAACAGUACUUUCCUCUCCUUCCUUGAUGUAUAUGUUGUUAAUAUACUCGGAGAAAUAUAUGGUAAAUAAUAUACAUUUGUUUGAUAAGUUCA